Molecule: messenger RNA, 2452 nt
Organism: Hippocampus comes (tiger tail seahorse)
Lineage: Eukaryota; Metazoa; Chordata; Actinopteri; Syngnathiformes; Syngnathidae
Gene: ccnyl1
Product: cyclin Y-like 1
Exons: 10
Coding region: 941-1978 (345 amino acids)
Biological process (GO): regulation of cyclin-dependent protein serine/threonine kinase activity
Molecular function (GO): protein kinase binding
Source: RefSeq, a predicted model, not a curated record
GACGCCUCUCAUUGCAAAGUGGUGCUGCUGUGGUAUGAGCGGUAAUUGCUAGGAGAUGGCGACUAUGUGAGCAGUUUGCCCUAAAAAUUUAAAAAGAAAAAAACUUGGAAGGAGUCCAGAAGGUUGAUUGAGUUUGCUGGUGCGAUGGGAAACGAAGAGACAGCCUUGGGGAUUUAAUUGGAUCUAGAUACGUUGUCUUGCUGUUUCGUGUUGCUCUCUUUUAGUCGCAGAGGGCCACAGAAGCCUUGGGCUGGAUUUUUCUUGCUAGCGCGAGAGGACACCCGGAACCAUCUGGACAGUCGCUGAAAGCCUAUAAGCGACAUUCAUUUAGUCACCAUUUUAAAUCAAAUUAUUAAUUUAAUUGAAAACCCGUAUCGCGGUGUUUGAAAUUCCUAAUUUUCUCGCAGUAGUCCACGGAAGGCCGCAGAAGCCUCGGCCUGGAUUUAUUUCGCUAGCCCGGGAGGGCAUCUGGAACUAUCUAGAAAGUCACUUUAAACCAGUUCAGCAAUAAUUAACCGUAUAACUUGCUAAACGUUAUUUAAUUACAAUUAAUUUGUUAUCUACAAACGAGCGAUUUUCAUUUUUUCCGUGGUAAAAAGUUCCCCAAUCCAGCUAGCGCAAUGAAUGAAUGAGGCCGGCGGACGUUUAGAACCACUCGCUUGCUUCAUAACGUCACUUUUUAUUGUAAACGUCGUCUUCAUAAUCCUCUUCAUCGGACCUUUGGGGGGGCUGGACCAAUAACUCGGGACUUGUUGGCCCCCGCAAAUGGCAGAGGAAUGCCGUCGCUGGGAGUUGUCGGACGGCGACUGUGUAGCAUGACGAGCUAAUGGAAUGCUAACACUGAGCCCUGCUGUGUGAGCGGGGCGCCCGGCCGGAAGCAACUAAGCCGACAAGCAUUUGGACCACUUUGGGACACUGAGCGCAUACAGCCCGGCCCGGCAUGGGGAACACGGUUUCAUGCUGUGUCUCCCCGGAGUCGAGCCCCAAGCUGCCGUCAAGGCAGCCGGCAGAGCGGCUGGAGGAGUUCCUGACCAGCACGGAAGUUAGCGACGACAACAGCGCCCCAUACCUGCAGCACAUCAGCGACAGAGAAGUUCCCGACGAGCUGGCUUUAGAGUCCAACCCAUCAGACCACGCCCGAGCCAGCACCAUCUUCCUGUGCAAGUCCCAGACAGACGUGCGUGACCGGAGGAAAAGCAACCACAUCAACCAUAUCAGUCAUGUGUCUCCCGGGCCGCUGUCGAAGAAGUACAGCUCGUGCUCCACCAUCUUCAUCGACGACAGCACUGUCAGCCAGCCCAACCUCAAAAGCACAAUCAAAUGUGUCACUUUAGCAAUCUACUACCACAUCAAGAACAGGGAUUCUGACCGCUCUCUGGACAUCUUUGAUGAGAAGCUGCAUCCUUUAUCGAGGGAGGCGGUGCCAGACGAGUAUGGCUGCAUGGACCCCGAGCACAAAGUCAUCUAUCGUUUCGUCAGGACGCUGUUCAGUGCAGCACAACUCACUGCCGAAUGUGCCAUUGUCACACUUGUGUACUUGGAGCGUCUGUUGACAUACGCCGAGCUGGACAUUUGUCCCUCUAACUGGAAGCGCAUCGUGCUCGGAGCCAUCCUGCUGGCCUCCAAAGUCUGGGAUGACCAGGCCGUCUGGAACGUGGACUACUGCCAGAUCCUCAAGGACAUCACCGUAGAAGACAUGAACGAGAUGGAGCGCCACUUCCUGGAGCUGCUCCAGUUCAACAUCAACGUGCCGGCCAGCGUCUACGCCAAAUACUACUUUGACCUGAGGCAGCUGGCCGACGACAACAACCUCAGCUUCCCGCUGGAGCCGCUCAACAACCAGCGGGCGCAGAAGCUCGAGGCUAUCUCCAGGCUAUGUGAAGACAAGUACAAAGAUCUGAGUCGAUCGUCCAUGAGGCGGUCACUCAGCGCCGACAACCUCAUUGGCAUACGGCGCUCCAACGCAGUACUCUCCUAAGGCCAACGGAUCCCCAUCCCUCCCCAUGUCGUGGUUACUGCUGCCAACUCCGAUUUAACGAUAUUAUUUUUAUACCUUUUAUUUAAGCGCAACUCACCCUGGUCACAUGGGCGCCUCUCUAAUGCCGUAUAGGCCGUUACAAAACAGCAUUUUGUGAGAACUAAAAGUGAGGACAUAGAAGACUAACAGAUUCUUCCCAUUUUCACAUCAUGGAAGACCAGGAUUGACUUUACUACUGAAAUGAUUUCAAGAUCAGUAUUGUAAUCCCCCACCCCCCCAAAUAUCUUUCUUCUCCCUUCCCAGUGAACAAACUACAGUACAUUCAUGUAGAGCUACUGAGAGGACUCGACAGCAAGAAAAAAAAAGUUGGUUUUGCUUACUAUGUAGGCUACUAGCUGUGAAAUGUCUCAUUUUUAAAUGGAAAACCCAUUUGCAGAUGGAGUAUUUUAAAAUAAACACUAAUCAUGCACACGG